This is a messenger RNA of Adineta ricciae, 1689 nucleotides long. The record is from the annotation of a GenBank genome assembly. Lineage: Eukaryota; Metazoa; Rotifera; Eurotatoria; Adinetida; Adinetidae.
AUGGAUAAUUCAAAACGAAAACUAGCUUUUGCCAAAUCGUCCGAAGAGAAUGCAAAGAAGUCACGAAAUCAAUGGAUAAAUUCUUUUGAAAAUGUGUGCAAUGAUAUUUUCUAUGAAAUAUGCGAUUAUCUCGAAGGUUUGGAUAUUUGCAGAGCAUUUUUAAAUCUUAAUUCACGCUUUCAACAAUUACUUAAACAUUCAUCCAUUCGAUUGAAAAUAAACAUUUAUAAUUCGACGCAAAAAGACGAAUUUUUCAAAUAUUCCAAAGUGAUCAAACGCCAAAUCCAUUCAAUUUCUUUACAAAUACUACGAUAUUCUCUUGAUCAAUUCUUCUCCAUUGAUCGUUCAUUUCAUAAUCUUCAAUCAAUUUCCAUUGGAGACAUUGAAAGCGAUCAACUGAUCUCUUUACUUAUUCAUUUACGUCAUUUACCUUGUCUUUAUUCGUUAAAUAUUAAAACAACUGAUCUAAUUGACGAUUUAAAUGAAAUUUAUCAAUUAAUAUUUUCAUUACCUAAAUUAAAAUCCAGUAAACUCGAUUUAUACCGAGACGAACUUUCAAUAUCCAUUCCAAUAUCAAAUAAUUCCUCGAGAAGUCCGAUCGAAUUUCUUUAUGUCGUCCAUUAUUGUACAUUUGAUGAACUCUCGGUAAUAAUAUCUUGUACACCUUUCCUUCGACAUCUUAAACUUUCACAAACGAAUAAAAAUGAUCGAGAUCUGACAAAUUUGGUGCCAAUGAAUUUGAAUCAUCUCUCGAUAUGCAUAAGUGAUUUGAAUUUCGCUGAAUUUGAAUUAUUUGUCAGGAAAAUUCAUUCUACUAAUUUGAAAAUUCUUCAUAUUAAUUUUGCACAGCGUGACAUUCGUUUUCUUCGUGCUGAUUGUUGGCAAAAAUUACUUUCACAACAAUUUCCUCAAUUAGAAAACUUUUCCUUAUGUUAUCGUGAAUUGGGAUUUCGUGGUGAACAUCCCGCUUACGGCGGAGAAUUAAAUUCAUUCGUUUCACUAUUUUGGAUUCAACUCAACCUAAUCUUCGAUAUCGAAAUUCGUGAAAAUGCGAAUUUUUAUUUUAUCCGUUCAUUGAAAAAGAGAUGGUACCAACAUUCUCUGGAACAUUCGAAAUCAACACAAUUGACAGUCAAAUAUGUUUAUUCUUACGAGCCGGCUCAUCUUCUAUUACAACAAAUCAAACGUGUCUUGAAUUUCACGCAAAUUUAUCAUUUAAAUAUAGAACAGAAGAUUUCGACGAUGAGACUAAUGGAAAUUCUACAUUUGUUACCUGAUUUAAUUACAUUAAAAAUCAAUUCUCUGUCGUUAUAUCAAACAUCGUUUCGAGUUUUUGAACGAGAACUUGAUCGAACAUUGGUAUUAGAACAUACAAAUAAUAUCAAAUGUGUUUAUCUGGAGAAAACAUUUACAACGAAAGAUAUUUCUUUUCUGAUAUCAUUUUGUCCUCAGAUGAAAUAUCUUAAUGUUGAAUGUCUUCAAAAUAUGAAUAUUCAACUAUUUCUCAGAAAGAUUCUCAAGCAAAUGAACGAAAAACAUCACGAAUAUUUGCGUUCAUUAUGUAUUUACACAAAAAAAGCUGAUGAACAAAUGGUGAAAGAACUGAAUGAAAUGAUCUCUCAGGAAACACUUUUAGCAGAUUACACAAUUCGUCGAGAACUUUAUAAUAUUCAUUUGAAAUGGAAAUAA